Messenger RNA from Chenopodium quinoa (quinoa), 1470 nucleotides. Its product is annotated as 28 kDa ribonucleoprotein, chloroplastic-like. Bases 72 to 926 code for a protein of 284 amino acids. The transcript is spliced from 5 exons. Gene Ontology annotation, molecular function: mRNA binding. NCBI's taxonomy places the organism in Eukaryota, Viridiplantae, Streptophyta, Magnoliopsida, Caryophyllales, Amaranthaceae. The record is from RefSeq and is a predicted model, not a curated record. Gene Ontology annotation, cellular component: cytosol.
AGAAAUCUUUGAACUUCCUUAUCCACUGUCCUUCUUCCUCUUUACCCAGAAAACUCACACACUAACAAAAAAUGGCGCAACUCCAUUCUCUGUGCUUCGCUUCACCAAUAACCUCUUUCUCUCUCCUCGAACCCCAUUCGUUCUCCUCUUUUCCUUCCCUUUCUCUCUCCUCAAUUAAACCCUCUUUCCUCUCUUUCCGCCGCAAUUCCCGCCUCACCCACAUUUCCCCUUCUUCUUCUGCAAUUCUCGCCAUUGAAAACCCAUCUUCAGAAUCCCCGGAAAAAGAGAUAUGUCCCACCAGAUUGCUUGCUUCAAACGUCCCUUGGACAUCAACUGCUGAUGACAUUCGUGCUUUGUUUCAGAACUAUGGCACUGUUGUCGAUGUUGAGUUGCCGAUGCAUAAUAAAGCGAGGAACAGGGGAUUGGCGUUUGUUGAAAUGGGUUCUGAGGAAGAAGCUGCUCAAGCUCUUGCUAAGCUCGAAGCUUAUGAGUAUGAAGGUCGAACUCUAAGGCUAGCUUAUGCUACGCCAAAGAAGGCGAAAGCAUCUCCUCCUGUGCAACCUAAGCAACCUGUUGUUUACAACCUGUUUGUGGCAAAUUUAUCUUAUCUUACAAGGUCUAAAGACCUUAAGGAAUUUUUUCAGUCUGGUGGUAGUGAAGUUGCUAAAGCUGAGGUCAUAUUUAAUGAAAACCCUAGAAAAUCAUCUGGAUAUGGAUUUGUUUCUUUUAAGACUAAGAAAGAAGCCGAUGAUGCCCUCACUACUUUUGAUGGGAAGGAGCUGAUGGGGAGACCAAUCAGACUAGCACGUAGCAAUAGAUUCGUAAAACUUGAAUCAGAAUUGAAUUCCCUCCCAGAGGAUGGGGAAGACCAGCCUGCUGAUUCUAGUCAUGAUUCAGAGCAAACAGAGACACUUGAUAACUUGUAAUAAUGAAGAAUUGGAGGCACUAUCAAUUUUGUGUUUGCAUCAACUCUCUUGUUGAGAAGGCUGUCAUUCGAUGAUGUAAAGCUUAUAGUGUCUGACUGAAUGGAUUACUAAGAGGACAAGGUUAAGCAGUAUAUUGGAUUUUAGCAUUAUGGCGCUUACAUACAGAGCUUGGAAGUUCCUCAUACAUUGUGCUCAAUGGUCGCUCUGCUUACCCUGACUAUGUGCACUGAAAUGCGCUGAGUACACGAUCAAAUGCUUAGAAUUACAGUUAAACAUAACAUUAUGUGGAUGCAUUACAGCCAUAAAUAGCAUAUUGCAUGUUUGCAGUUAGAUACCAAAAUCGUCCCUGUAAAGCCCUGUAUUUUGUAAAUUGGUGUAACUGCUGUAUCAUAUGGCACUGUUUGGGCAAGGAUUAGAGUUAUCGACCCAGAUAAAUUGGGGGGUGCUUUGACAGCAAUUGUAGCACUGUAUCUUUUGCCCUUGUUAAGAUAGAUGCUUUUUGAAUAAAUUCUGCCCACUAGAUUCACUGAUAUUUUCAUUGUUA